AUUAAGUUUGAUAGUGGUAUCGAUCAUUUUAUUAAAUAAUAAUAAUUCUUUAAUUGAGAAAUAAUUAAUGAAGUAGAGGAUCAUAGUGUUACCUACAUUUGCAAGAAAAGUCUAUUUAAGUAGGAUUUUGCAUAGAGAGAAAAGAAGGCCUUUUGUCUUUCUCACUCAUAUAUAUUCUCAACACUUUCAAUCUCUUCUUUUUGUUUUUUUUUUUGUUUUUUUUUUUUUCAUUUUCACCAAAAAUGGAAGUAGUGAUACAGCGGGAUAAAGUCUCUUCAAAGAUUGAAAAAGAGGUUGGAAGCCUGCCAGUUCAUUAUGAUACUAAAUCCAAAAAGGUGUAUUACCGAACAUCGGAAGAUGGAGUAGUUGUUAAUAUAACCAAGGAAAAUGUUUCAAUAGAGAUAUUAGAUUCGGAAUCAAAUAAAUUAACUAGUUUUCAACUAAAAAGUGAUGAUCCUUCAUCAUCUUCUAUGAGCAGUACUUAUCAUUACUUAAAAGAGAAAAGUAUAGAAGAAUUAAGAGAAUUAUAUCUUGAAAAAUUAUAUAAAGAAAAACAAGGGCAACAUGAGUUUUACUGUCCUAAUUGUAAGGUGUGCAUCACAAAGGUUUUUGUUAAAGAUUUAGAUCAUCAUCAGCCAAAAAUUCCUGAUCAUGAAGAUGAUCAAAUUAGACCAAUCUGCACCUCAUGCUUCAGUUUCCUCAUUCCUGCUUUAGGCUGGUUCUUCUCUAAACUACAGGGAUCAUCAGCUGAUCUUACCAAUCCAGAAGUGGUUCCGGGAGCAUCAAGGGAGGGUGGGAGUGAGUGGGAAAUGAUGAAGAGCGUUGUGUACGGUGGUUUAGCUGAGUCAGUUACAAGCUUAGGCAUUAUCACUUCUGCUGCCACUGCUGAUCUUUCUACAUUGAACAUUGUAACUUUGGCAUUGGCAAAUUUAGUUGGGGGAUUAUUUAUCAUUGCUCAUAACCUUUGGGAUCUAAAACAUGACCAUUCAAAAGUCCCAGCCAGUGAUGACGUCACUGAAGAACAGGUACUAUUAGAAGUGGAAAGAUACGAAGAAAUUCUUGGAAAUAGAAGGCAUUUUGCGUUACAUGCCUUUGUUUCAAUACUGUCGUUUCUAGUUUUCGGGUUAGUGCCUCCUGUCGUUUACGGCUUCUCAUUCCGCGAUGAGAGAAACGACAACAAUAAGGACCUCAAACUCGCUGCCGUUGCAGCUGCCUCUGUCGUAUGCAUAGCUUUGCUGUCGUUUGCAAAAGCUUACACCCAAAAGCGGUCAAAGUAUAUAAAAACGGUGUCGUAUUAUGUUGUCGUUGGGUUUGGAGUGUCGGGUGCUUCUUACUUAGCUGGAUUGUUUAUAAACAAGAUGAUGAAGAGGCUUGGGUGGUUUGAACCAACUACUCAUGCUAUCACUAUGUCUCUUGAUGAAAUGAGUUGGAGUUCAUGGCAAUAAAUUAAAUUCAAGUUAGGUAAUAUAAGUACGUACGGCCAUGGAUUUUUUUUCUUUUAAAAAAAUUGUUUACUUUCUUAUGUACAAUAUGUGUAUGAUGUGUUGUGUAGAGUUGAUAUUUUGCUUAAACAAUAUGUUUGGUAGGAAUUGUUUGACAAGAAGAAGGAGGUCCUCUCAAAUUUAAAAUAUUUAAACCUUCUAAUUUUGGGAGGAUUGAAAAAAAAAGACAAAAUAAAAAAAUUAUAAAAUUAUUUUUUACAAAGUAAAAUAUUAAUAUUUAAGGGCUCGUUUUUUAACAUCACAUUAAGUGAUCGUAUUGUAUAAACUUUUAUGAACACCUAAAUAUAUAAUAUUUUAGUAUAAAUUAAAAUUUAACAUAAUAUUAUAUAAAAAUGUGAUAUAUAAUCCAAUUAAUUCAAUAUAAUAUAAUACAAUACGAUUUAAUACG
Molecule: messenger RNA, 1890 nt
Organism: Cannabis sativa
Lineage: Eukaryota; Viridiplantae; Streptophyta; Magnoliopsida; Rosales; Cannabaceae
Product: membrane protein of ER body 2-like
Exons: 6
Coding region: 243-1445 (400 amino acids)
Biological process (GO): intracellular manganese ion homeostasis
Molecular function (GO): manganese ion transmembrane transporter activity
Source: RefSeq, a predicted model, not a curated record